AUGGAUGAACCCACGAUCCCGGAGCCUCCUCCGGUUCCCCAGACUGAACCACCAGGUUUCAGUAAAUCCAAUCGAACCUGGACCACUCCCGCCGACUUAGACACCAUGUGGAGCUCCGGCCGCAGCAAUGGGCGCGCGUCAAUUUCAUCCGGUUCUGAUAGACCUAAAUCACAAGCAGGCGAAGUAGCCGAAACCGCAAAGGCAGGUUCCAGCGGGUUCUCCAAGCUACUGAAUGCUCGGCGGAAGCGAAAGAAGGAGAAGGAGCAGAAGCAAACGGAGGAACUAUCACUAGUCUCAGAGAAUGGCCAGGACCUGCAGGAGAGUCGAUCAAACGAGUCUCGCGGCGAGUCCUCCUCGGCGAAUGACAAUCUGAGCCCGCCAGGCGAAGUCAUCACUCUUCUAACUGACGACUCAGAGCCUGAUCGGACUCCUCCUCUCACUACUCGAAACUCCCAUACCGGCUUCUACACUUCCUCCUCCCCAUUAAUCAAGACUACCUCUGUGGACCCGAAUGACACCGACGAGACGCAGGCAGACGUCGAAUCCGCCGCCAGUGUUCCCAGUGCAACUGCCUCGGAGACUUUCCUGGAAGGAGAACUCUCCAGACCCGCUACCUCAUCGGGCCCUAUGUUGAGUAUCCCAGAGGAGCGCAGCAGUAAGAAGCGCAGCGUCUCGCCGGGCAGGCGGCUGAAAAAUGCAUUUAGCUCCAAUUCAAACAAGAAGGAUACCAAUCGCGAACGAACAUCUUCUACCUCGGGCGCGAGUACGAAGAGCGGUGGCCUGUUGAGCAGAAGAAGCAGUCUCUCAUCGAAGCGAAGUCAGACCAUGGAAGUCGAGCCCCCUUCUGUACCCCCGCUAAUUCUGACGGAUGUCAAGGAGGACAAGCCUCUGCGGAUUUCUGAUGGACCCAACCCACCGAGAACGCCGCCACAUACUGCGCACCCUGCACCUCAAACAACCGUGACCCCUCCCACUCCGACUAUUAGUCGCUCAGAAUUCCCUAAAUUAUUCUCCUCCCCUGACGUCACAGAGUCUCCAGAGUCUGUCAAGUCAAAGGACCUACCGUCGGGCGUCAUUGUAAGCACGUCUGGAAACAUGAUCUCGCACCGACGUGUGCGGUCUGCGUCCUCUGCGUCUCACAAGCCUAGUAAACUCUCAAACUCUAUAUCCGCGUUGACCCCUACCGCCGAAGAACCAAAAGCUCCUUCCAGGUCUCCGUCCAGCAACCUGCAAACUGGUUUCUUCUCCUCCGUCUUUUCUGCCGCUCAGAAUGCCGCGUCGACUCUGAGUAGCAGCCUCAAUCCACAAGCCAAGGCGCGGACAGUGGCCCAACCUGAACCCGCAGCCUCUGACGAAUCACAGUCCAAGGGCACAGCGGAAGGCUCGAAAGAGACUGAGAGGCCAACCGGGGAAAGGAAACCAUCUGCCAUCGAUACGCUGGGGUCUGGGGACUUGAAUUUCAGCCAUCUUGACAUUGGUGCGCCCUCUGGCGGUUCUGUUUCGACUCCUGAUGGCCUUGUGAUCACGAAACCUGAUAGGGCACCCGAGAAACGUGCCGCUUACAAGAAAGAUGAGGAGGCAGCAAGACUUGAGGAUCAACACGCUGCGCGUGCGGUCUAUAUGGCUUAUGAAAAACCUUCUGAACAAUCGUCAGCGCAUCCGGCAGAGGAGGGCCUGGAGUUGCAAUCAACCAACUCCCUUUCACGCGCGGAUGGUGAUCAGACCACUCCGAGCGGUAGCAUAUUCGAGGGCGAAACUGGCACUCGGCCUCAUCGAAGCGGAAGCGUGCGAAGUCGACUGGCUCAGAGGCGUCAUCGAGGCUCUUCCGGUGCGACCGCAUCGACGGUGGGACUGGUUGGUGCUAGCGCUAUCGCCCUGGGUGUUCCCGAGGAUGACUACCUCAUCGAAGAUUACAGCUGUGCCUUGCAGAGAGAGAUCAUCCUGGCGGGGCGUAUCUACAUCUCCGAAGGGCACAUUUGCUUCUCCAGCAACAUCCUCGGCUGGGUUACCACUCUCGUUAUCAGUUUCGAUGAAAUCGUGGCCAUAGAGAAAGAGUCAACUGCGAUGGUGUUUCCCAAUGCAAUAGCCAUCCAGACAUUGCACGCUCGUCAUACUUUCCGAAGUCUACUCAGUCGAGAGUCCACGUAUGAUCUGAUGGUGAACAUCUGGAAGAUCAACCACCCCGCCCUCAAGAGCUCCGUAAACGGAACAAGGGUUGCGACCGGUACCGGUGAUAAAACCGAAAAGGCUGGCGAGAGCGAAGUCGAGAGCGAUGAUGACGAGGAAGAAGAGAUCUACGAUGAGGAUGAGGAGGGUGACAACGCUGAAAGCGUCUUCGGACCAGGAGGCGCCAGUGCGAACGCCAGCGAGCGCUCACUCCCUACGAAAGGACUGAGCCGGCAAGCCUCCGGUCUGCUUCAGAAUGGCAAUGGUACAGCGCCGACUGCGGUGCCCAACUCCAACGGAGAGUCGAAGUCUGGCAAACCGAGUCCAGGUGGGGAUGUAGACGCUGACUUCCCGGGCCCGGCGACUCACCCGCCAACGGAGUAUACUGAGCCCAACGGCCAGUAUGACAAAGUCAUCAAAGACGAAAUCAUCCCAGCCCCUCUCGGUAAAGUGUAUUCUUAUGUCUUUGGACCGACAUCCGGCUCGUUCAUUCCCAAGUUCCUUGUUGAAAACCAAAAGUCCGGCGAACUCCAGUUCGAGAGUGAAAAGAAAGGCCUUACAAACGAAAGCAGAACCAGGAAAUAUUCAUACAUCAAACCGCUCAAUGGCUCCAUUGGUCCCAAGCAGACCAAGUGCAUCAGCACUGAAACCUUGGAUUUUCUGGACCUAGAGAAAGCUGUACUCGUCACCCUUUCGACGCAGACUCCCGAUGUGCCUAGUGGGAAUGUAUUUUGCACCAAGACCAAAUAUUUGUUCACAUGGGCACCGGGCAAUCAAACACGGUUUUUUAUGACUUGCACGAUUGAAUGGUCGGGCAAGAGUUGGUUGAAAGGUCCUAUCGAAAAGGGUGCCAUUGAUGGCCAGACCACAUUCGGCAACGAGCUUGUCGCCGCCCUCAAAGCCGCGGUUGCUCCCCGUGCUCGUGGCGCUGGCGCUACCAAAGCAGGCGGUAAAAAUGGUAAACGUAGAAAGAACGAUACGGGGGCCGAAGAGGCAGCCACUGUGGCCUCUAACACGACUCAGGAUGCGAAUGUGUUGCAGGCCAAGUCUUGGGGCUUUCUGGAGCCAGUCCAUGGGCUGCUUGGGCCUGUUGUGGAUAUCCUCAAGCCGCUGUUGAUUGGCAAUGUUACUGUUCUGGUUAUUGGCAUUCUGCUUUUCAUGGUCUUGUUCCGAAGCCCCUCUCAAACGUCGCGGGUGUCGCAUGAUAUUGGAUGUCCUGGUUAUUCCUUACCUCAACGGCUGGCUGCCUAUGAAGAAAUGUGGCGAAGGGAGGAGAGUGAACUCUGGAGCUGGCUGGAGGAUCGAGUUGGCAUGGAGGGGAUGGCCUUCCCGGCAGCUAACCGACCCACCGAUUCCCAGCUGCGCCAGGAUUCCCCUCACCUACUGGAUAAGCUGCGCAAUGAGAGGAUGUCUGAUCGCGAGAUGAACCAUGCUAUCAGGACUACUCGCGAGCGGCUCGACAUCCUCGAAGAGAUAUUGAGCAGACGAAACUCGCAAAAGACUACCGACGAUGAGGCGCUACAUCGUGAACUGUGA
Aspergillus novofumigatus IBT 16806 is the source of this 3702-nucleotide messenger RNA. RefSeq names its product GRAM and VASt domain-containing protein. The record is from RefSeq and is a predicted model, not a curated record. Gene Ontology annotation, cellular component: endoplasmic reticulum-plasma membrane contact site; cortical endoplasmic reticulum; endoplasmic reticulum membrane. The coding region runs from base 1 to 3702 and encodes 1233 amino acids. Lineage: Eukaryota; Fungi; Ascomycota; Eurotiomycetes; Eurotiales; Aspergillaceae. The transcript is spliced from 4 exons. Gene Ontology annotation, molecular function: sterol transfer activity; sterol binding. Gene Ontology annotation, biological process: intracellular sterol transport.